AUGGCAUCCAAGAAACCCACCAAGGCUGCUGCCGCCGACGUCGAUGUGGACGAGCUAUUCAAAGACCUCGAAGAGGAAACGAAAGCUCCCGCAGCCAAAGGCGGAGCUCCCAGCUCCAAAGCUGCCAAAGGAGUUCCGUCACAGACAGAAGAGGAUUUAUUUGCAGAUCUCGAGAAAGACCUCGAGAAAAGUGCACAGCCUGUCAGCCGGCCGCACACUCCAAGAAUACAACAGGUAAAGCGCUCGACACCACCUCCAGGUUCCACGCGCACGAGCGAAGACAAGCCAGCCCCUCCACGAAAAUCUGGCGAAAGCACCCGGUCAUUCCACACAAGUUUCACUCCUUCAGCGACCAGCAGCGAGCUUCAGGAGGCUGAGAAGAAAUCUGCAGCAGCGCAGCCUGCGGAAAAGGUCGUAGAAGCUCCUGCAGCUGGUGGAGGAUGGUGGGGAAGCUUCACCACCGUUGCCAGUGCGGCUCUCAAGACUGCCGAGGCCGCGGUCAAGGAAGUCCAGCAGAACGAAGAAGCGAAGCGAUGGGCAGAACAGGUGAAGGGGAAUGUCGGCGCUCUCAAGGGUUUUGGCGGUGAUUUGCGGUCAAGAGCCUUGCCAACAUUCACCAAUAUACUCCACACCCUUGCGCCUCCCAUUUCAUCGCACGAACGACUUCAGAUACACAUUACCCAUGACUUUAUCGGCUACCCUUCCCUGGAUCCUCUCAUCUAUUCCACAUUCUCGAGGGUAAUGGCUCAGGUGGAGGGCGGUGAUCUUCUAGUUAUUCAAAGAGGACAUGAAUCUACAGCUCGCCGAAACUCCGAGGCAGGUUAUUCAGGAGGCAGUGCAGGAUGGAGUGAUGGUCCAUGGUGGAGGCAAGGAAAUGAACAUCGAGAUCUUGGAUCUGUGAAGGGUCUAAUCGAGGGGACCAAGCUCGUCCGCAUUAGUGCGGAAGCAUACUCGACAGAAUAUUUCAAUUCAAAUGGCGGUUUAGAAGCUGCCGCACAGCGAGCGACAGAGGAUCUAAGCGAGUCGAACCCCGUGCGAAGUAGCGAUAUUUUCAUGGCGGUUCAGGCAAUCUCACAUGAAGUACCAGAGGAGCUCUUUCAAGGAAACUCGUCCAAAGAGAAGGAACAAUCAGGUGUAGCGGAAGACAAGGAGACUCCAGAUGAGUUGAUCUCAUUCGCCAUUUACCUGCACGACCCAGUACACAGCAUCACUUUCAACACACUUACCCAACCUAUUCCAGCGAAAUGGAUCAAAUGGCUCGACGCUCCUUCGCCAUUAACGCCAGCGUCUUCCACUUCACCUUCACACCAGAAGACAAGCUUUUUCGGGAGCGAGAAAGAACAGUAUCAGUCACCAAACCUCCCAGAGGAAAUCGCAGAAAUCAUUGAGAGCGGAGGUGUAGACCCAAGAGAAUGGGUUGCAGAGUGGGUAGAAGAAGUGUUGAGUCUUGGUGUUGGAGUUGUAGCUCAACGAUACGUUGCGCGCCGAAUGGGAGUUGGAGAGGGCGGUAUUGGUAGAGGGAAGGCGCGAAUGGAAGAGGUUCUUGAAGAUGGAGGCGGCGAAGCUGCGAGAGCUGGUUUAUUUUAA
Glarea lozoyensis ATCC 20868 is the source of this 1587-nucleotide messenger RNA. RefSeq lists its product as uncharacterized. The record is from RefSeq and is a predicted model, not a curated record. NCBI's taxonomy places the organism in Eukaryota, Fungi, Ascomycota, Leotiomycetes, Helotiales, Helotiaceae. Bases 1 to 1587 code for a protein of 528 amino acids. The transcript is spliced from 2 exons.